Messenger RNA from Symbiodinium necroappetens, 492 nucleotides. The record is from the annotation of a GenBank genome assembly. Lineage: Eukaryota; Dinophyceae; Suessiales; Symbiodiniaceae.
AUGUUUAUGGACAGUGAGUCGGAUGACUCGCCAGAGAUGGAUGAAGCCCACAGGUUGAAGGCCACCCAUGUGCCGCUCUUCGUGGCCCUUUGCGUGGAAGCGCUCUUCUGCUUCCUGAUGACUCGUUUCAUCAUCGAGGACGACCAACAUACUUCCCCGAUGGAAAGCUUCUUCAUCGCGCCGGAGGAGGACUUCCUAAUGCUGAUCUGGCUUGUGUUUCUCGUGGCAGCUGCUGGGCGUCUGCUCUGCCUUGCUUGGUCGCACAUCGAAAUCCUCAGACGCCGCAGAGGGCGGCUCUCUGCUGUGCUGUUCAUGAUCUUUGGCACAGUGCACUGGUCGAUACUUCUGACGGCCUACUACAUCGAGUACGAUGCAGCCAGUCCUGUGGAAAAGUCGCACAAGGUGAACUUGAAGAUUGACGCGGUGCCGGUUUACGUCACCCGCGAGCAUGGCCCGGCUUUCACCGAGUGCUUGAGCCCCGGCACGUCUUAA